Messenger RNA from Chenopodium quinoa (quinoa), 543 nucleotides. Its product is annotated as remorin-like. NCBI's taxonomy places the organism in Eukaryota, Viridiplantae, Streptophyta, Magnoliopsida, Caryophyllales, Amaranthaceae. The annotation marks the transcript as partial. The transcript is spliced from 3 exons. The record is from RefSeq and is a predicted model, not a curated record.
AUCAUUAAGCAAAAGUUAAGGAUUUGUUCAUAUGCUCAGCUUUCAAGAGUUCAAACCGAGAAGAGGAAUUCACUAAUCAAAGCAUGGGAAGAAAGUGAGAAGUGCAAAGUCGAAAACAAGGCACAAAAGAAAAUUGUUGAUGUAGAGGCAUGGGAGAACAGCAGGAAAGUAACUGCUGAGGCUGAGUUAAAAAAGAUGGAGGAAAAGUUGGAAAAGAAGAAAGCAGAAUACGCGGAAAAAUUGAAGAACAAAGUGGCAAUGAUUCACAAGGAAGCAGAGGAAAAGAAGGCGACAAUUGAAGCCAAACGUGCUGAGGAUAUUGUCAAAACAGAAGAGUUGGCUGAUAAAUAUCGUACCACAAUUGGCAUGUGAGUCAAGUUCGAUUGUGUAAAUUAUUCAGGAACCGGGGAGUAAAUGCUUAUCCAUUCUUAGCCUUGAGAGUUCCAUAUAGCAUUACCCUAAAAUUAUUCCAAGCUAUCGCUAAAAUUUAGUUACAGCUUUUAAUUAACGUGAUACAAGUAAACCCUCUUAACCAACGAAAUA